GUGGCCGGCCGGCAUUUUAUAUUACGCACUUACUUACUUUGUAAACGUUGAUCGCUCCACAAGCUGUGAUUUCUUCCUUUGGAAUUUGAAUAAUUAUUGCUGGAUUUAAGAUGGCAGAGUUACCGAAUGGGAAGAGGUCGAAAUGGACUGUGCGUGCAUCAGACAUGGCCAACAGGACACACAACCCAAUCCGAGCCAUUGUAGAUGGCUUGAAGCUGGAACCCAACCCAGAUAAAGACUUCAUUGCCCUGUCACUGGGGGAUCCCACCCUAUUUGGUAACUUAUCCAUUUGUGAGGAAAUGCGUGAAACUGUAUGUGAUGUCGUCAAUGGUAUGAAGAGCAAUGGAUAUGGGCCCGCCUUAGGGCUGGAAUUUGCAAGAGCUGCUGUUGCCAAACAGUUUUCUAUCCCGGAGUCGCCACUCACGUCAAAGGAUGUUGUGUUGGGCUGUGGAUGUUCAGGUGCAAUCGAGAUGGCGUUAUUGGUGCUCGCCAACCCUGGAGAUAAUGUCCUGGUCCCAUGGCCUGGGUUCUCAAUCUAUCGUACUCUGGCUGGAUCCUACCAGUUUGAAGCCAGAGGUUAUAAGCUGCUGCCAGAGAAGUCGUGGGAGGCAGAUCUUGAACACAUGGAAUCCCUGAUUGAUGAGAAGACGGCUUGCAUCGUCGUCAACAGUCCCUCCAACCCAUGCGGAGGCGUCUUCACCAAAGAACAUCUCCAAGACAUCUGUGCAAUUGCGGAGAGAUAUCAUUUGCCCAUCCUUUCUGAUGAGGUCUAUGCUGGUAUGGUUUUCCCCGGCCACACUUUCCAUUCCGUCGCGUCCAUAGCCAAGAAUGUCCCAGUACUGACAUGUGGUGGGCUCGCCAAAAGGUACCUUGUUCCAGGCUGGCGGCUAGGCUGGAUUCUGAUCCACGAUCCCAUGGAUGCAUUCAAGGAAGAGGUUCGACAGGGCCUGAUGAACCUGGCAACCCGUAUCCUCGGUCCCUGCACACUCGUCCAGGCGGCAAUACCCAAGAUCUUCACAGACACUCCCAGUGAGUUCUACACCAAAAGCAUGGACGUGUUUCAGGCCAAUGCAGAGUUGAUUUAUGAUGCUCUGUCACACAUCCCCGGUUUGUUUCCGGUCAUGCCAUGCGGAGCCAUGUAUUUUAUGUUUGGCAUAGACAUGGACAAGUUUGUAGGCUUCAACGAUGACAUGGAGUUUGUGACCAAGCUGGUAGAAGAAGAGUCAGUGUUCUGUCUCCCUGGAAAGUGUUUUGAGUACCCCAACUUUGUGCGGAUUGUCACAUCUCUGCCCAAGGAAAAGACCGUGGCUGCCGUUGAACGGAUCAAAGAUUUUUGCGCAAGACACUAUUGUGGCAGCGCUGACAUGGCUGAAGGAAAUGGAAUAAAGUAGGCCAACGGAACAAAAUGUACAUGAACGAUGAAAUAUAUUAUAAUGUAAUUUCCCUGUGUUGCUGUGUUUGACAAAGAUUUGCAAUGCAAUGCAAUGCAUGUACAUACAUGUCUAUAUAUACAUCAUCUUUCCCGAUUUCCGUACAAAACAUAUACAUGCAGGAUUCAUGAUUUUGCGAAAUGUACGUGGGCCGUUGUCAAAACUGACAUGUUGUGUUUGAGAUGCAGUGUCACCCGGAAAAUGGGUUCCGUUUUUAAAUUCACCGUUUUUUUAGCAAUAAAAAAGUUACUUUCUUUCAAAUGAGACAUCAAACAAAGACAUAUUUGCUUUUGGAAUAAGUACAACUGUUCAAUAAUUAAGUUCUUGAAGGGUGGACUGGUUCCCGCCCCCAUCACAAUUGAUAAUGUAGGGACUGGGAACCAGUCUACUUGCAGAGCGGACCUGUGUACAAAAUCACUCCCCCCAAAAAACAAACAAAAAAACCCCACCUUUUCAGACGUUUGGGGCACCCAAACUAGCAAAACAAUUGUUAACAUAAAAUAUACAAGUAAAAGUUUGUUAGGAGAAAAAAAAGUGCAUCUUAACUUGAGACAGUUGGGGUUUUUUGGCAUGAGGGUUGAGAAAAUUUUGCCACUGGAAAUACCCAUCGCCAGCAUAAUGUUACAAGCAGUGCAUGGGCGUUGCUUACCAAGAGUUUAGGAGAAAACCCUUCACAAGCUACUCAGGUGGGACGUGAACCCUCAUGCAUGCUAGUGAUGACAUUGUAACAGUUCAACUAUUGUCAGGUAGAGCAAUGAAGAGUACUGCAGUUGAUGAGUUCAUUAUAUUUUGUGCAUCAGGGUCGUGUAAUUUUUGUUGUGAACAGCAAAGCCAAAAUAUGGAAGUUUUAAUAAGAUCUUUACCAUUCCCUUAAGGGAGCUUGUACAAAUAUAACUACGUUACCACAUUAUAUUUAUUCAGACAACAUUUUGAAUGGAUCAAAGCAGCAUGUGUUUUUCUUUAAGUUGGGGCAACGUUUUUUUUGGCCUAUCUUUUAUUUAACUGAGGGAAAGGUUUAAGUUUUCAUUGAAGUGUUUCAACUCGUAGCUUUUGAGUUUUUUUGGUUUAUCAUCAUUUUACAGCAUUUUAAGUUAUUUUUAAAUUUCCUAUAAUCUGGGAACUUGCAGUGCAAAUUAUUUUAAGUGGAUUUUGUUUGUUUACAAUAAGUUAACGAUAGUUUUUACCUUAUUAUUAAAAAGUCUUGAGACUUUGCGGUGAAAUAUGUGUUAUAAGUUACCAAAAGAUGUUUAUUUUGUGGUUCAUUUUUCUGAAAACUUAAUUACUGAAAACUGGUGUGCUUCAGAACGAAUACUCAGAGCGUGCAUAUUUUUGUGUGUGCAAAAGAAAUUAUUACGUUUAAUAUUUUCGCUAUGCUGCUUGUCCUAGAUGAAAUGGUAGUUAUAUUUUAUUAUUUUACAGAAAUUGUGUGUAUAUUGUUCUGAAAUCUAAUACUUAUACUGUCUCAAAGUAGAGAUAUCUAAAUUAUAUUUCAACUCUUAUGUUUUCACUUUCAUUGUCAGCAUAAUUAAAAUGUCCUUGCAUGGGUAUGUUUUUCUUGAUAUUGGUGGGUUU
Messenger RNA from Patiria miniata (bat star), 3002 nucleotides. It is a transcript of the gene tat, whose product is annotated as tyrosine aminotransferase-like. The record is from RefSeq and is a predicted model, not a curated record. Gene Ontology annotation, molecular function: L-tyrosine:2-oxoglutarate transaminase activity; pyridoxal phosphate binding. Lineage: Eukaryota; Metazoa; Echinodermata; Asteroidea; Valvatida; Asterinidae. Gene Ontology annotation, biological process: biosynthetic process; aromatic amino acid metabolic process. The transcript has 12 exons. Bases 111 to 1391 code for a protein of 426 amino acids.